GAAUGUUCCCUCACACAUAGGCACAACCAGAAAGAAAAGAACGAGAGAAACAGGAGAAAAACGUCCUCGAAAGCAGGAGAAAAUCACCUAAAACCUCACCACGGAAAGUCUCUAGAAUUCACGCUUUGAAAUAGACCUUGGUCACGAGUCAUAAGUCCUAAUUUGGAAGGAAUUGAGUUGUUUGAUUGGAUUCAUCAAAUAGGUACUACAAAGGUUUUUCACAGAAGUUUGUGGCUUUGCUCUGUGAUCAGCUCCAGACAGAAGACUCUUAAUGCUGAUACCCAUAAGUCCCCUUCAUCAUCAUGAGCUGCCACACUUGCAACCCUGUGAGGGAGAGAAGGAGCAUACGACAACCUUGAUUACGAAGCUCAGAGAUUAACCCUUAACCCUGCGCCUGAGACAGAGACAGACUUACGCAAUCAGCGAGUUUCCUGUCUCAUAAUUAUUGGUGCUUGAUUGGUCUGUCAGAGACCAGAUACCCUGCAGCCCACCUCCACCGUUCCACUCCACAUUAAUGACCCAUGACAUAUGAGAACCAUGUUUACAUGCAGAACUCCAUACCGCCACAUCUAGGGGAUCACCGUUGGGAUUUUCUCAGGGUCUUAAACAAGAGGAGGCUGUAAAGAGGCCUUGAAGUUGUCUUCACGCUCACAUACUCUUCCUCGGUCUACUCACCUACACAGCUUAUUGGCCACUUUGUUUGUCUCAAAAGAGUACGGCACAACCAAGACAGCUAUAUAGUUUCGGAUCGCAGCUAACAUGAUUAAAAGCGCUUCCUUGGUCAUCGUCAUUGGCGUUUUGGGAGCUGCCUUCCUUCUCUCGUCGUCGGCUGAAGGUGGGCAGAACCCAGACUACAUGCUUCACGGCACUGGGGUCAAGUCCGGAUCAGAUCCAAAGAGACCCCAGUCAGGGGAUGGGUCCACCGUGGCCCCAGAGGAUGCUGCCCGCUUCCUUAGCUGCUACUGUUCAGGCCACUGCCCCGAAGAUGCCACAAACAACACCUGCGACACGAACGGACAGUGUUUUGCAAUCAUAGAGGAGGAUGAGCACGGCGAGGCUAUCCUCACCUCCGGCUGCAUGAAGUAUGAGGGCUCCCACUUCCAGUGCAAGGACUCUCCUAAUGCUCAGACCAGACGGACCAUUGAGUGCUGUUCCACUGAUUUCUGUAAUAGAGACCUUCAGCCCACACUUCCACCUCCUAUUCCAGGAAAGCCUCCGUUAUGGAACACCCACUUGCUGGCCUUUCUGAUCUCUGUGACGGUGUGUUGCUUCACUUUGGUGGCCAUAACUGUGGUGUGUUACUACAGGUAUAAGCUGCAGACAGGACGGAGACGGUACCAGAGAGAUCUGGAACAUCACGAGGCCUUCAUCCCUGCAGGAGAGUCUCUCAAAGAUCUCAUUAGUCAGUCCAGCACUGGCUCCGGUUCAGGGCUCCCCCUGCUGGUCCAGCGCACCAUUGCCAAACAAAUUCAGAUGGUACGUCAAAUCGGGAAGGGGCGGUAUGGAGAAGUGUGGCUUGGUCGCUGGAGAGGAGAAAAGGUUGCGGUGAAAGUGUUCUUUACCCGUGAAGAGGCUAGUUGGUUCAGAGAGACCGAGAUUUACCAAACGGUGCUCAUGAGGCACGAAAAUAUACUUGGCUUUAUAGCUGCAGAUAUUAAGGGCACGGGAGCGUUCACUCAGCUUUUCCUCAUCACAGACUACCAUGAGAAUGGUUCUCUCUAUGACUAUCUGAAAUACACCACCCUGGACACACAGGCUCUGUUGAGGCUGGCCUAUUCCGCAGCCUGCGGCCUGUGCCACCUCCACACAGAGAUCUAUGGUACGCAGGGCAAACCUGCCAUCGCUCACAGAGACCUGAAGAGCAAAAACAUCCUCAUAAAGAAGAAUGGUACCUGUUGCAUUGCUGAUCUGGGCCUGGCUGUGAAAUACAACAGUGAUACCAAUGAGGUGGACGUCCCUCUGAGCACAAGGAUGGGUACACGGCGGUACAUGGCACCAGAGGUCCUGGAUGAGACCCUAAAUAAGAACCAAUUCCAAGCGUACAUAAUGGCUGAUAUUUACAGCUAUGGGCUCAUUGUUUGGGAGAUGGCCCGCCGAUGCGUGACAGGAGGUAUUGUUGAGGAGUAUCAGCUGCCAUACUGGGACAUGGUACCUUCAGAACCGUCUUACGAGGACAUGAGGGAAGUGGUGUGUGUUAAAGGCAUGCGACCAGUGGUGUCUAAUCGCUGGAACAGUGACGAGUGCUUACGGGCCAUGCUAAAGCUCAUGUCUGAGUGCUGGGCACACAACCCAGCCUCUCGUCUCACAGCUCUUCGAGUCAAAAAAACACUUGCCAAAAUGGUUGAAUCACAGGAUAUCAAAAUAUGAUCAGUUUUCCCUCCAAUGCCAGUCUGAGAGAAAUCAUGGAGAUAUUUAUGCUCACUUUUAUGAAUUAUUGCCUCAGUUCCUAAACAGACCUGUGGGAGUGCUGAUGAGCAGAACCUUA
Molecule: messenger RNA, 2485 nt
Organism: Cyprinus carpio (common carp)
Lineage: Eukaryota; Metazoa; Chordata; Actinopteri; Cypriniformes; Cyprinidae
Gene: bmpr1ab
Product: bone morphogenetic protein receptor, type IAb
Exons: 14
Coding region: 760-2367 (535 amino acids)
Biological process (GO): protein phosphorylation; dorsal/ventral pattern formation; BMP signaling pathway
Cellular component (GO): plasma membrane; signaling receptor complex
Molecular function (GO): transforming growth factor beta receptor activity, type I; ATP binding; SMAD binding
Source: RefSeq, a predicted model, not a curated record